ACGACAACAACAGAGUUCGGAUCUUGAUACAACUUUUGUCAGUUAAAGGGAAACUGAGAUCCAGGACGGUGAGAUGGCUCAGAGAGAAUUUCAACUGGAGCAGGAAACGUUCUGCUGUCCGAUCUGUCUGGAUCUACUGAAGGAUCCGGUGACUACUGGCUGUGGACACAGCUACUGUAAGAGCUGUAUUAACACCCACUGGGACAAUGGGGAGGAGAGAGAAAGCUACAGCUGUCCUCAGUGUAGAGAGACCUUCACACCGAGGCCUGUCCUGGUGAAAAACACCAUGUUAGCUGCUUUAGUGGAGGAGCUGAAGAAGACUGGACUCCAAGCUGCUCCUGCUGAUCACUGCUAUGCUGGACCUGAAGAUGUGGUCUGUGAUGUCUGCACUGGGAGAAAAUUGAAAGCUCUCAAGUCCUGUUUGGUUUGUUUGGUAUCUUAUUGUGAAAAACACCUCCAGCCUCACCUUCAGUCAGCUCCAUUGAAGAAGCACAAGCUGGUGGAGCCCUCGGAGAAGCUCCAGGAGAACAUCUGCUCUCGUCACAAUGAGGUGAUGAAGAUGUUCUGCCGCACUGAUCAGCAGUGUAUCUGUUAUCUCUGCUCUGUGGAGGAACAUAAAGACCACGACACAGUGUCAGCUGCAGCAGAAAGGACUGAGAGGCAGAGAGAGCUCGGGCUGAGGAGACAAACCAUCCAGCAGAGAGUCCAGGACACAGAGAAAGACGUGAAGCUGCUUCAACAGGAGGAGAAGGACAUCAAUGGCUCUGCUGAUAAAGCAGUGGAGGACAGUGAGGAGAUCUUCACUGAGAUGAUCCGUCUGCUGGAGAAAAGAAGCUCUGAUGUGAAGCAGCAGAUCAGAUCCCAGCAGGAAACUGAAGUGAGUCGAGUCAGAGAGCUUCAGGAGAGACUGGAGCAGGAGAUCACUGAGCUGAAGAGGAAAGACCAGGAAGUGAAGCAGCUCUCAGACACAGAGGAUCACAACCAGUUUCUACACAACUACCCCUCACUGUCACCACUCAGUGGAUCUACACACUCAUCCAGCUUCAGGACCCGUCCUCUGAGGUACUUUGAGGACGUGACAGCAGCUGUGUCCCAGGUCAGAGGUCGACUACAGGACAUUCUGAGUGAGACAGAGACAGAGAUUUUACAGAUUGUGUCUCAAGUGGAUGUUUUACUGCCACAACCAGAGACCAGAGCUAACCUCUUAAGAUAUUCACAGGAAAUCACACUGGAUCCAAACACAGCAUACAAAUAUCUGUUAUUAUCUGAGAGAAACAGAAAAGUAACAUGUAAGAGAAAAAAAAAGUCUUAUUCUAAUCACCCAGACAGAUUUACUUAUUGGCCUCAGGUCCUGAGUAGAGAGAGUCUGACUGGACGUUGUUACUGGGAGGUGGAGGUGGAGCGUGGGGUGUAUGGAGGAGUUGGUAUAGCAGUCACAUACAAGAACAUCAGCAGAGCAGGAGACUCACCUGAAUGUGAAUUUGGAUUCAAUGAUAAAUCUUGGUCAUUAUAUUGUUAUAGAAACAGUUAUAACUUUCAUUACAACAGCAUCAGGACUCCAGUGUCAGGUCCUGUGUCCUCCAGAGUAGGAGUGUACCUGGAUCACAGUGCAGGUGUUCUGUCCUUCUACAGCGUCUCUGACACCAUGACUCUCCUCCACAGAGUCCAGACCACAUUCACUCAGCCUCUCUAUGCUGGAGUUAGGGUUUAUUAUGAUGGAUCCACAGCUGAGUUCUGUAAACUCACCUCAUUCACUGCAGAGACACAGACCGGAGCUCAAACUAACACAGUGAAACUCAUCUGUCAUCUGUCAUUGUCACUGAGGAAUGAAAUGGAGCAGAGAGAAUUUCAACUGGAGCAGGAAACGUUCUGCUGUCCGAUCUGUUUGGAUCUACUGAAGGAUCCGGUGACCACUGGUUGUGGACACAGCUACUGUAAGAGCUGUAUUAACAACCACUGGGACAAAGGGGAGGAGAGAGGAAGCUACAGCUGUCCUCAGUGUAGACAGACAUUCACACCGAGACCUGUCCUGGAGAAAAGCACCAUGUUAGCUGCUUUAGUGGAUGAGCUGAAGAAGACUGGACUCCAAGCUGCUCCUGCUGAUCACUGCUAUGCUGGACCUGAAGAUGUGGCCUGUGAUGUCUGCACUGGGAGAAAACUGAAAGCUCUCAAGUCCUGUUUGGUUUGUUUGGCCUCUUAUUGUGAAAAACACCUCCAGCCUCACCUUCAGUCAGCUCCAUUGAAGAAGCACAAGCUGGUGGAGCCCUCGGAGAAGCUCCAGGAGAACAUCUGCUCUCGUCACGACGAGGUGAUGAAGAUGUUCUGCCGCACUGAUCAGCAGUGUAUCUGUUAUCUCUGCUCUGUGGAGGAACAUAAAGACCACGACACAGUGUCAGCUGCAGCAGAAAGGACUGAGAGGCAGAGAGAGCUCGGGCUGAGGAGACAAACAAUCCAGCAGAGAGUCCAGGACACAGAGAAAGACGUGAAGCUGCUUCAACAGGAGGAGGAGGCCCUCAAUGGCUCUGCUGAUAAAGCAGUGGAGGACAGUGAGGAGAUCUUCACUGAGAUGAUCCGUCUGCUGGAGAAAAGAAGCUCUGAUGUGAAGCAGCAGAUCAGAUCCCAGCAGGAAACUGAAGUGAGUCGAGUCAGAGAGCUUCAGGAGAGACUGGAGCAGGAGAUCACUGAGCUGAAGAGGAAAGACCAUGAACUGAAGCAGCUCUCAGACACAGAAGAUCACAACCAGUUUCUACACAACUACCCCUCACUGUCACCACUCAGUGGAUCUACACACUCAUCCAGCUUCAGGAUCCGUCCUCUGAGGAACUUUGAGGACGUGACAGCAGCUGUGUCCCAGGUCAGAGGUCGACUACAGGACAUUCUGAGUGAGACAGAGACAGAGGUUUUACAGAUUGUGUCUCAAGUGGAUGUUUUACUGCCACAACCAGAACCAGAGACCAGAGCUGACUUCUUAAGAUAUUCACAGGAAAUCACACUGGAUCCAAACACAGCAUUCAGACAUCUGUUAUUAUCUGAGGGAAACAGAAAAGUAACAAGUAUGAGUGAAGAUCAGUCUUAUUCUAAUCACCCAGACAGAUUCACUGGUUGUCAUCAGGUCCUGAGUAGAGAGAGUCUGACUGGACGUUGUUACUGGGAGGUGGAGGUGGAGCGUGGGGUGUAUGGAGGAGUUGAUGUAGCAGUCACAUACAAGAACAUCAGCAGAGCAGGAAACUCAGAUGACUGUGAAUUUGGAUUCAAUGAUAAAUCUUGGUCAUUAUAUUGUUAUAGAAACAGUUAUAACUUUCAUUACAACAGCAUCAGGACUCCAGUGUCAGGUCCUGUGUCCUCCAGAGUAGGAGUGUACCUGGAUCACAGUGCAGGUGUUCUGUCCUUCUACACAGUCUCUGACACCAUGACUCUCCUCCACAGAGUCCAGACCACAUUCACUCAGCCUCUCUGUGCUGGAGUUAUGGUUUGUCAUUAUCCUGGAUCCACAGCUGAGUUCUGUAAACUUAAAUAGACUCGAGUCAUUAAAAGCAGUGAUUUAGAAUCUGUGUUUAAAUCUUUAACUUCUCUUGUCUCCAUGUUUGUUGAUCACAGUUCGUCGUGGUGACGUUUCUGCUCCGCACAGAGAUCAGCUGUCAAUCAUUCCUGACAGGCGGCACUAUGACGUCCUCUCAUUGGUCCUUGUGUUGAUGUUUCAGUUUGUUGAUCUGGACUCAUGUUGCAUAUCACUGCUCGUUCCUUCAAGCUGCAGAAGCUUGGGUGAAGCUUUCACAUUUCUCCUUGCAGAACAAGUGCAAUCUGAAAACUGAUGCACCACCACAAGAGGGCGCCUUUGUUUUGUGGACCACACCCUGUGGUUUAUGUUGUGCACACAACUUUCAUGUGUCAGGCUGGACUCUGUCACAGCCUGGCUCUAUGAAACAUUCUAACAUGUCGUGUGGGUGCAUGUCCCGUCCACAUGUCCAUGUGGAAACAUCUAUAGUGUGUUUUUUGUCUUAUUUUUUUAAUACUGUGUGUUAAAAUUACUGCAUUGUUUCAGUUUUCCAGCUUUGUUUUCUUCUCCACCUCCUGAGCUGAAAAGGUGAAAUACGUGACAUCACUUUUAAUAAUAAUAAUCCCCGACAUGAGCAUUUGUUUUCAUUGUUUGCUUCUUUAAAGUGGUUUAAGUCUUUAUUUGUGUUUUCCGUUGAAGAAUUGUUAAUGUGCUUAUUUGGUUGUUGUCUUGAAAAAGCAGUAAGUGUAUAGUCGGGGGACUUUGUUUUUAGGGCUGCAACUUAUUCAGUGAUUGAUUUCAUCAGUUCA
This is a messenger RNA of Platichthys flesus (European flounder), 4305 nucleotides long. Its product is annotated as E3 ubiquitin/ISG15 ligase TRIM25-like. Gene Ontology annotation, biological process: protein ubiquitination. The transcript has 2 exons. Bases 74 to 3517 code for a protein of 1147 amino acids. NCBI's taxonomy places the organism in Eukaryota, Metazoa, Chordata, Actinopteri, Pleuronectiformes, Pleuronectidae. The record is from RefSeq and is a predicted model, not a curated record. Gene Ontology annotation, molecular function: ubiquitin-protein transferase activity; zinc ion binding; protein binding.